Thermochaetoides thermophila DSM 1495 is the source of this 480-nucleotide messenger RNA. RefSeq lists its product as uncharacterized. Gene Ontology annotation, cellular component: tRNA-intron endonuclease complex. NCBI's taxonomy places the organism in Eukaryota, Fungi, Ascomycota, Sordariomycetes, Sordariales, Chaetomiaceae. Gene Ontology annotation, molecular function: nucleic acid binding. Gene Ontology annotation, biological process: tRNA-type intron splice site recognition and cleavage; tRNA splicing, via endonucleolytic cleavage and ligation. The transcript has a single exon. The coding region runs from base 1 to 480 and encodes 159 amino acids. The record is from RefSeq and is a predicted model, not a curated record.
AUGGUCAUUUCAGAUCAUCUCGAAGCACUCACCAAAAUCGUGCUUCACAAUCUGCGUUACCAGCAUGACUGGGUCGAGGUACACCAGUACACAAAGCCCGAGCUCCCGCGACCGAUGAUUUACGGGCUUCCACCAAAGCGCCUCUACGUGCAUCCGGACGAACAGGUCGCCAUCAUCAGGGCCGAAAAGGAGACCGGCCAACGCAUUGAGCCAGAACCAGAGCUCGAAUGGGUGCUGCCCCUACAUCUUUCGGAGAAGUGGACGCCGGGCCAGUUUGCCGCGCUCUUCGAUGCCAUCGACAGCAUCCCUCCUGGAGGCCCGGACCCGGACUCUUUCGAUCUGGACGACCCGGCUUCCCAGUGGAAGCUUUGGCAAGGUCCAAAACGCGGGAAGCGCGUUCUGUUGGCUACUGUUCAGGACGACUCGACUGUUACAUACUACUGGAUCUUCGAUGGGCUCGUGAAGCCCAGACAGAACUGA